AUGAAGUGGAAGAUGCAGAUCUUGUUCCAGAACGUGAACAAUUCUGCUUCGCGCAUAAUCUUGGACACUGCAAGCUGGGGAAGCCAGCUUGUCUCCGUAUCCAUCGCUGUGGCUGUAAGCAGGACCACAAGGGUUGUGACCAUGUCUGAUCAAGACGGUCCGCAAGAAUCUUGUGGUAGCAUAGACACUGAGGGAACGACGGAGGAGGAAAUGGUGGAUAUGGGUCAAGAGAGAAAUUGCAAAGGAAAUGAUAAGGACAAAGUUUACGGCGAUGCCUUUAUAGAGGGUCCUCCACUAGCUCACUUCUCAGACGAUUUUAUCGAACCGAAGUUUCUUAGGGGAUACGUUUGGGACGGUGUGAACACACCCGGCUAUUCGCCGGCCAUCGAAUCAAGCGUUUACGCGGCUCCUUUUCGAGACGCCCCUCCUCUUUCGGAAGAUAUCGAUGCAGCCUUUGUUUUAGAACAAUAUCCUCAUUUGUUCAAAAUAAUAACCCCUAUUAAAGUUGACAAGUUGGAGUUAUUACUUAGGGAUCAUCCAAACCAAGCUUUCGUCAAUUCCGCGCUCAAAGGUUUGCGAGAAGGCUUCUGGCCAAACUCAUCAAUUCCGUCAUCAGAGGUAGUGGACGGACCAAAUCACAUUUCUUGCGAGGCCAAUCAAUCUCUAUUGGAAGAGCAAUGCCAGGAUGAGAUUGAUAAAGGUAGAUACUCUGAAGAAUUUACGACAUUACUUUUAGGGAUGAAGGUGAUCCCGCUUCUAAUGGUAACGAAAAAAGACUCCAAUAAAAUGCGUGUUUGCUCUAAUAUGAGCGCAGGCCACCCAUCUCCCAACGAUCUUAUCAACAAGUCAAGCAUUCCUGUGGCUUACGACUCAUUGAAAUCUUUUAUUCCUUAUUUAAUAAAAAUGAAGGAAGAAGAGGGUGAAGUGAUACUAUUCAAAUCAGACAUUGAAGGAGCCUUUAGGAUAAUUCCCCUUCACUUCCAGUAUCAACUUCGUCAAAUUUAUAAGAUCAGAGGUAAUAAAAAACGUGUCGACCAUAAUCUAAAUUUUGGUUCUUCGGCAUCUCCCUUCAUUUGGUGUGGUGUUUUUUCGCUAGUGUUGUGGAUUGCUGAAUUUAUCUUUGACAUCAAGUUCAUGAAUAACAUGAUGGACAACGUCUGGUGUGUGUGUUCAACCAAACAUUUUGUCAACUUCAAGGGUCAUCUUAUUCCUUUACCUCAAGCGAAGCUUUUGAAUCUAUUUGACAUUCUCGGGUUUCCUUGGGUAUGGAAAAAACAACUUCACGGACCUGUCCUCGAGAUAAUCGGCCAUAUCGUGGAUUCAGAAAGAAUGAUCAUCCAACUUCACCCUGACAAGAAACGUCUCCUCAUCGAGAAGCUCCAAAAAUUUGUCGCACAUCACCAUCAUUUGUUAAACGACUGGCAAAAGAUACUGGGCCAUGCUUCAUGGGCUUGCACGUCAAUGCCAUGGGGUCGGUACGCUUUACAAAGCCUGUAUGAGAAGUCAAAUACGAAAUCUCAUCGUUUCCUCCAGAUUCCUCUUAAUAAAGAAAACCAAGAUGACGUGCGGUGGCUGAUAAAGUUUUUCGAUCAAAGUCCAAGGAUUUUGGUUUUGACAUCUCUUAGGUGGGGUCUGAAGGAAGCAGACGCAGAGUUUUUUACCAACGCUUGCAUGACAGGAGUCGGCAUCUGGGAUCCAAUUUCUCGGAUUGGAAGAUAUUUUAUUUUGCCACCACCUCCUUGUAACAUUUUCUGGGCCGAACUACUUGGGGUCAUUUCAGCCAUCAACUUAGGGAUUGAAAAAGGCACCAAAAGAAUUUUCGUCCAUUCGGAUAAUCGAAAUGUUGUCGACCUAUUCAACUCUCAUGCACCGAGUAAGAUCGUUAGGCCGUUAUUUCGUCACUGUGUUAUGCGCAUUGUCGAAGCAAAAGUCGAUGUCAAGGUCGCUCAUGUUUCAGCUGAGUUUAAUUCAGAAGCUGAUAAUUUGUCUCGGAUAAAAACUAUAUUAACUCCUGAGAAAUCAGAUAUACUCUGUCAUGCGAUUAACGGGACGUCUAUUUCUUAUUUACACAUUAACUCCUCUCUUUCCUCUGGGGGUCAAGUCGCAAAUCUAGCUUCUUUAGAUCCAUCUUUUCGUCAAUGGCUAAAUCCAAAUCGUCAAGGCUCAGCCUGA
Melampsora larici-populina 98AG31 is the source of this 2172-nucleotide messenger RNA. RefSeq lists its product as uncharacterized. Lineage: Eukaryota; Fungi; Basidiomycota; Pucciniomycetes; Pucciniales; Melampsoraceae. Gene Ontology annotation, molecular function: RNA-DNA hybrid ribonuclease activity; nucleic acid binding. The record is from RefSeq and is a predicted model, not a curated record. Bases 1 to 2172 code for a protein of 723 amino acids. The transcript is spliced from 4 exons.